AUGCGGAGAGUUGUCGUGACCGGGCUGGGAGCUGUAACGCCCCUGGGUGUUGGAGUCAAAAGAACAUGGUCCCGGAUUCUACAGGGCCACUGCGGCAUCGUCUCAACAUGCCAUCUCGGAGACGAGUUCAAGGCCCUUCCAAGUCAAGUCGCUGGUCUGGUCCCCGUUCCCUCAUCUGAUUCAGAAGUGGAAGAAGGGGUUUGGAGAGCUAAGGACCAUGUCUCGUCCACGGAGCUUCGCCAAACUGCAAAAUUUGCACAGUACGCUCUUGCAUCGUCAGCCGAAGCAUUGCAAGAUGCCGGCUUUGGAGACGGCAAGGGUCUCGAUCCGGAGAUGACGGGCGUCUGUCUCGGCUCCGGAAUCGGCAACCUGGAAGACCUCUACACCACCUCAUUGGCAUAUCACCAGGACAGGAACUACCGCAAGAUCCAUCCGCUUUUUGUGCCCCGACUGUUGAUCAAUCUUGGAGCCGGACACAUCUCCAUGCGCUACGGCCUCAGAGGCCCCAAUCACGCCGUCACCACUGCAUGCACCACCGGUGUCCAUAGCCUCGGGGACGCUUCACGCUUCAUCAAAUCCGGCGAAGCAAACGUGAUGAUCGCCGGGGGUGCGGAAUCAUGCAUCCAUCCCCUUGCGAUAGGCGGGUUUGCGCGGUCGAGGAGCUUGGUGACCAAGUUCAACGAAGAGCCAGGGAAGAGUUCACGGCCAUUUGAUGCAGACAGGGCAGGAUUUGUGAUCAGUGAGGGCGCAGCUUGCGUCGUCCUCGAGGAGAUGGAGCACGCCAAAUCCCGCGGCGCCACAAUCUACGCCGAACUCGUCGGCUACGGCAACUCAGCAGACGCUCACCAUCUCACAGCCCCGCUUGAAGAUGGCGCCGGAGCUCUCCUGGCCAUGCAGAGGGCCCUCAAACAAGCCCAAAUCCCGCCUUCGAAAGUGGACUAUAUCAAUGCUCACGCGACGUCCACGCCUUUGGGGGAUCAGGCUGAGAACCAAGCAAUCAAGACACUUAUGCUGGGGGAACAGGGCAGGGAAUCUGCCAAAGACAUCAAUGUGAGCAGCACCAAGGGCGCAAUUGGGCACCUCCUGGGCGCUGCAGGAGCAAUUGAGGCUGUGUUCACUGUCCUGGCCCUGUACGAGGAUACCUUGCCACCAACCAUCAACCUCGUCUCCCAGGCCGACGAGUUCGACUGCAACUAUGUUGCCAACACGGCGCAACAGGCAGAAGUCAACGUUGCCUUGACCAACAGCUUUGGGUUUGGUGGGACAAAUGCCAGUCUCUGCUUUCAAAAAUGCAAGUGA
Molecule: messenger RNA, 1299 nt
Organism: Fonsecaea multimorphosa CBS 102226
Lineage: Eukaryota; Fungi; Ascomycota; Eurotiomycetes; Chaetothyriales; Herpotrichiellaceae
Exons: 6
Coding region: 1-1299 (432 amino acids)
Biological process (GO): fatty acid biosynthetic process
Molecular function (GO): 3-oxoacyl-[acyl-carrier-protein] synthase activity
Source: RefSeq, a predicted model, not a curated record